CUUCAACGUAUUAGCAAUCGAUAAACCAACCUUGAUGCCUCAGUCGCGAACCUCAUUCCUUGUCCGACUGAGAUGCCGGUGACAUCUCUAGACCUCCCCAUUCUCGCCCGCUUCCUCUGCGCCGUCGAAUCCACCACCGGCAUGCCACCUCAACCCCUCGAUGCCACGCCUGAGCAGCGCGAAGCCGCAGCGCAAGCCGCUUCUACGGCAAAGGAGUUGCCAAAGGGAGUUGUCCUAGGGCCCGAUGGGAAGCCUUGCCGCACUUGCACAUCGGCGGCAAGCUGGAAAGCCCUGACGCAGCGUGCUAAACACUCGACGAAUACAACGACGAGUGCAACUGCAUCCACAACUACGAACCCCACCACAGCAGCAGCAGUAGCAUCAUCAUCAUCCUCCGCACACCCAACAACAUCCCAAACAACACCCUCAAGUCUCUCCACCUGCCCGCCCGACGUCGACCAGCUCGGCCGCUCAACCUGGACACUCCUACACAGCAUAACGGGCGCCUACCCAGCCUCUCCCUCGCCCACCCUGCAAUCCGAGACCUCAACGUUCAUCCGCACAUUCGCAAAGCUGUAUCCAUGCUGGGUGUGCGCGGACGAUUUCCAGGCCUGGAUGCGGCGGCCGGGCAACGCGCCGCGGGUCAGCAGUCGGGAUGAGUUUGGGCGCUGGAUGUGCGAUGCGCAUAAUGCGGUGAAUGAGAAGCUCGGGAAGGAGAGGUUUGAUUGUGCGCGGUGGGAGGAGAGGUGGCGGACCGGGUGGAGGGAUGGGAGUUGCGAUUGA
Molecule: messenger RNA, 783 nt
Organism: Pseudovirgaria hyperparasitica
Lineage: Eukaryota; Fungi; Ascomycota; Dothideomycetes; Acrospermales; Acrospermaceae
Exons: 2
Coding region: 73-783 (236 amino acids)
Cellular component (GO): mitochondrion
Molecular function (GO): flavin adenine dinucleotide binding; flavin-dependent sulfhydryl oxidase activity
Source: RefSeq, a predicted model, not a curated record